Paramecium pentaurelia is the source of this 2241-nucleotide messenger RNA. NCBI's taxonomy places the organism in Eukaryota, Ciliophora, Oligohymenophorea, Peniculida, Parameciidae. The record is from the annotation of a GenBank genome assembly.
AUGAAGCCAGAAAUUCUUACUAAUUUAGAAUAAAUUCAAUAUCUUUAAUGGAUUGGUGAAAGUUAAUCAAAUUGUAAAAAGUUAGGAAAAUGGACAGCGGCUUGGAGGGGCGAAAAAAUUAUUGAUGUUGGUGGAUUGUACUUAGAGAAUGGAAAAAAAUAGGGUUUUUGGAAAGAAAUUAUACAAAAUUUUUAGAAGUAAAUUCGAUUGAAUUAUAUGAUUAGAGAAGCUUAAGUGUUUUAAUAAGGAGAAUAUAUUCAUGAGUAAAGAAAGGGAACUUGGAAAUACAUUUAUAAAAAUAAAGAGAUGUAUUAUUUUUAUUUAUUAACGAAAGAGGUGGAGGUGAAUAUAAUUAAUUAGGUGAAAAAAAUGGUAAAUGGUUGGAGUUGUGGGCAGGAUUUUGGGAAUAAUCUUAAGUAUUUUAUUGUGGUGAAUAUUAAAAUGGAAAAAAAGUUGGUGUAUGGGACAUUUUUUAUAAUUUUGAUGGAAAAAAUAUUAAGAUGUAAAUAUAUAUUGUGAAAUUUAUUAAUGCAUAACUGAGUUUUUAGUGGUGGCGGAUGUUAUGAUAACUUACGAAAUGGGAUUAAAUUUGGUAAUUGGGUGGAAAUAUCAAAUGGAUUUUAUUACGAUUCUUAAGUAACCUAUAAUGGAACAUAUAAAAAAGGUAAAAAAUUAGGUCAAUGGGAUAUUUCAUAUGCAAAUAAAAAGAUGUAUAAGAACAUUCUUAAAUUUAAUAAUGUUUGUGAUUAGUGGAGGCGGAUAUUACGAUGAAGUAGGUGAUGAGACUAAGGUUGGUUAAUGGGUAGAAAUAUCAGAUGGAUUUUUCGGUAGUUCCUAAGUAACUUUCACAGGAGAAUAUAAAAGUGGUAAGAAAAUUGGUAAAUGGGAUACUUGGUUUGAAUAUAUAGGAAAUGAAAUUAUGUAAGUUAUUAUAUAAUUUAUUUUUUGUUUUAGUGGUGGCGGAUGUUAUUCUGAUGCAGGUGAUGGAAUUAAGUUCGGCAAUUGGGUGGAAAUAUCUGAAGGAUUUUAUCUAGAUUCUAAGGUCACAUAUAUUGGACAAUAUAAAAAUGGCAAAAAAUUUAGUAGAUGGGAUAUUUGGUAUAAGAAAAAUUAUGGAGAUCAAAAAAAUGAAAUGAUGUAUCUUUAUAAUAUGUAAACGAGCUUAUUUAUAGAGGGGGAGGAUAUUAUGAUGAUGAAGGUUGUGGUAUUAAGUUGGGUAAUUGGGUGGAAAUAUCAGAGGAAUUUUUUAGCUCUUCUCAAGUAAAGCAUAGUGGAGUAUAUAAAAAUGAUAAGAAAAUUGGUAGUUGGGAUAUUUUAUACCGGGAGAAUUAUGGAGAUUAUAAUCAAAAGAUGUAUGUUCCUAUUAUGUAAAUGAGCACAUGUUUAGUGGUGGAGGGUGUUAUGAUGAAGUAGGUGAUGGAAUUAAGUAGGGUCAUUGGGUGGAAAUAUCUGAUAGAUUUUCUCUAGAUUCUUAAGUUACUUAUGUUGGAGAAUAUUAAAAUGGGAAAAAAAUAGGUAGAUGGGAUACUUGGUAUAAGAAAAAUUAUGGAGAUUAUAAUAAUAAUAAGAUGUAUCUUCAUAUUAUGUAAUUGAGCGUAUACUUAGAGGGGGAGGAUAUUAUGAUGAAGGAGGUCAUGGAAUAAAGCUGGGUAAUUGGGUGGAAAUAUCUGAUGGAUUUAAUCGUCUUUCCUAAAUAAUGUAAAAUGGAGAGUAUAAAAAUGGUAAAAAAGUAGGUAGAUGGGAUAUUUUUUAUAAGAAGAAUUUUGGAGAUUAUAAUGAAAAGAUGUAUGAUUCUAUUCUGUAAAUGAGUAUUUGUUUAGAGGUGGCGGGUGUUAUGAUGAAAUAGGUGAUGGAAUUAAGUAGGGUUAUUGGAUGGAAAUAUCUGAUAGAUUUUAUCUAGAUUCUUAAGUUACUUAUGUUGGAGAAUAUAAAAAUGGGAAAAAAAUUAGUAGAUGGGAUAUUUUUUAUUAGGAAAAGAGUGGAAAUAAUACAAAGAUGUAACAAUAUAUAUUAGUUUUCAUUUUUAUUUGUAAGUUUAGUGGCGGUGGAUAUUUUGAUGAUAAAGGUGAUGGGACUAAAUAGGGUUAUUGGGUGGAAAUACCAGAUUCAUUUGAUCAUAAUUCUUAAAUAACAUUUAACGGAUAAUAUAAAAAUGAUAAAAAAGUUGGUUUAUGGGUGGAAAUGAAGAAGAAUUAGAGAAAGAAUUUUAAAAAAAUUAAAGAAAUGAAAUAUGAUAUUUGA